CUUACCUCCCUUGCUUUGUUUACAUGCGUGCUGGACCUCUGCUUCCGAAACAUCACCAUACAUCAGGCUAACGUUUUUCGAAGUUUAAAUACGAGACACUACAGAAUUACGUUGAAACAAAAUACGUUAUUAUAAAGGAUGUCUUCAAAGUAUAACAACUUCCAGUCUCAGUCGUCAAUUGACGAAAAGAAGGAAGAAAACAGGAAAGCAAGGCAACUUAUUCUAGAGCAGGCAAAGAGAAAACAUGACAGAGAAGAGGCAAAGAAUGAGAAGGCUCGCAAGUUGGGAGAAGGAACAUGGAUGCUUGAUUCUGUCUCUCAAAGGAUUGCAAAAGAAGAGAAGGAUAUAGAGAAGCGCAGUAAAAAAAAGCACAAGAAGGAGAAAAAGAAGAAAAAAAAGAAGAAGAAGAAAAGGAGCAGCAGCAGUAGCAGCAGCUCAACUGAGGACGAAGGGGAUGAUUGGGUUGAAGCAAAGACUUCCAGUGAAAAAAAAGACACAGAGGAGAUGGCGAUCAAAGGUCCACAACUACAGAGGGAAAGCUGGAUGGAAGCACCACUGGAUUUCAUGCCCCUGACUUCCAGGAAGGAAAUUCGAGAAGCAAUGGAAAAGGAGAAAAAAGCUGCCAGGGAAGAAAGUGAGAAAAUGUUUCAACCUGGUCAACAUACAAGGGAGUUGAACCCGUACUGGAAAAAUGGUGGCACUGGAUUGCCAGAGGAGGCUCCCUCGAAAAGCUCCACUGCUGUCGUUUCACAAGGGUCUGUGGCUGGUGAUGGAGGGUUGUCAUGGUUACGCACUGCUUACAAACGCUUCAAACAGCAGGCAGAGGAUGAGGGAAGAAGCCUUGAGGAAGUAGUUGCUGAAAGAUACGGUUCUCUGAGGAAACUUGAGAACAUGCUACAAGAGGCAGAGCAAAAGCAGAGGACAGGUGGAGGACAGAGAUUUCAUCAAGGCACUGAUGCUUGGAGGAGGUCAGUCAACGACAGGGACAGGAGUCGAAGACGCAGUAGGAGUCCAGAGGAGAGUGAUAGAAGAGGGGGCAGAGGGAGGUCUAGGGAGAUAAGUGGUGAUAGAAUGGACAGAAGAGAUACAAGUAUGGGUAGAAGAGACCGAAAUGAGGACAUGAGUUAUAAAAGAAGUUUUCAGAGGCCUUCGGGUUCAGAUGAUAAUGAAGAUUCCAGAGAGGAAAGUCGUGAUAGGGGAGACAGAAAGGAUAGAGGUAUGAGAAGGGAAGACCGGUAUGAUGAAAAAAGUAACAGAAGAACUUUCCAGAAACCGUCCGAUUCAGAUGAGGAAAGUUCUAGAGCAGAGAGAAAAAACAGAAGUGCAAGGAGGGAAGAUCAGUAUGAGGAAAGAAGUAACAGGAAAACUUUUCAGAGGCCGUUAGGUUCUGAUGAAGAAAGUUCUGAAGAAAGGACCUCGAAGUACAGAAAAGAUUCAAAUAGUAAGGAAGGCAGACCUCGGGGUUUCAUGAGGCCUGGUGAUGCUGAGUUUUCAAGAUCAUAUGACAGAGACAGAGACAGACCAAGAUCUAGAGAGUCGCAAGUAGUUUCUCGAUGGAAAAAGAAACAGCCGUCUCCUGAUGUCUCCUCAAAGUCGAAAGAAGACAAAGAGGGUCUUGAGAACUCUGAGAAAAGAGGAAAAAGUGAGAAAAAAAGAAAACAUUCUGAAGGCAGCAGUGACUCAAGCAGUGAGAGCAGUGAGUCUGACGAAGAGGUGCCAAAAGCUGAGACCUCUCAACCUCCUCCGAAAAUAAUGACCGAAGAAGAGCUCAACGAUUUAGCAGCCAAGAUUUUGCGAGCUGAAAUUAUGGGUGAUGAUGACAUGAAAGCAGAUCUAGAGGCCAAGCUGAAGUCGGCCAGAGAAGCAAGAGACGCUGCGAAAUCGGGAGAGUCCUCACUUCCAGAUUUUUCUUGUCGCAAACAGUCCCAACCCAGAGACAGAGGGGGUGACAGGGAUCAUAACGAAGAAGAUAAUGUUGUUGUGCUAUCCAGAAGAGGAAGGGGAGAUAUGCUUCGGCCUGUGGUUGGAGAAACGAAAGAUGGAUGGGACAGAGGAGGAAGAAAAGGAAGGAAGAAAAAUGUUACCACUCAUGACAGUAAAGGGGAAAGAACUCAGUAUUUUGAUAAUGAUGACAGAUUGGAUCUCAAAACUCUGGUUGAACAAGAAAAAACUGGCACAGCAGAAGAUCAGAAUGCCAUGUUUGCCCGUUUGGCUGGAAGGUCCACUGACAGGGACCUGGAUGUGGAUGAUAUGUUUGUGGAUAAGGCAGCCCGGAAACAGAAUGAGGACAACAUAUUCAACAAAGACAGAUCAGCCGCCAUAUAUGAGCAUAAAAAGAUCAGUGCAGCAAUGGAAAAGUGUCACAGAUGUUUUGACAAGGUUCCGAAACAUUUGAUCAUUGCUAUUGGCAGUAAGAGCUACCUGUGCCUGCCCCAACAUCGCUCCCUGACAGAAGGACAUUGUCUCAUUGUUCCCAUGCAGCACGUCUCUGCUGGCACAGCUCUUGACGAAGACAUCUGGCAGGAAAUGCAGCUUUUCCGCAAGAGUCUGGUCCAGAUGUUUGCUGCUCAAGACCAGGAUGUUGUCAUCAUGGAAACUGUGAUGCAUAUCAAGCACUUCCCACACACAGCGUUAGAGUGUGUGCCCCUGGAGAGAGAAGUGGGGGACCUGUCCCCUAUCUACUUCAAAAAAGCUAUUCAGGAAGUGGGACCUGAGUGGGCUGACAACAAGAAGCUGAUAGACCUGAGCAAGAAAGAUGUCAGACGUGCGAUUCCGAAGGGCUUCCCUUACUUUGCUGUGGACUUUGGCCUCCAGGGAGGUUUUGCUACUGUCAUUGAAGAUGAGGCGACUUUCCCAGCAUACUUUGGAAGGGAAAUUGUCGGAGGAAUGAUAGAUGCUGAGCCAACAUUAUGGCGGAAACCACAUAAAGAGAACUUUGAAAGCCAAAGGAACAAAGUUCUUCAGUUUGAGCAGUGGUGGAAACCGUAUGACUGGACUCAAAAUGUCUGAAUGGUUUUACUUGCUGGAAAAAGAUGCUUGGAAGGGAGAGAAAUUCAAACCACAGGCUUUGUUUCCUCAGUCAUGUAUACGAAAUUUAGCUCAUACUCAUAACACUCUUGGUUUGAGUCUUGAAGUUUACAGAACGUAUCCUGUGUGGAGAGAAAGAAUGUAAAAAACAUUGUUGAGAAAAUUUGAUCAGGUUUUGUCUUUAAAAAAAAGUGUGCAUAAGAGUAUGAGUGUUUGCAUAUAUGUGUAGAAGUUGGAGUGUGUAUAUAUAUAAUAUGUGUAUUUGCAUGUGUUCGUUUGAGUGAGAGAAAGAGAGAGAGAGAGAGAGAGAGAGAGAGAGAGAGAGAGAGAGAGAGAGACUUUGUAUUUGAAAAUGUAGUGUUGUUGGAAAUUAGCCCUAUUCGAUUUCAGUUCAUGCCCAUCCUUAAGUGGCUUCCACUACAACAUACAGUUGUCAAACAAAUCAAGCCUUCUAUCAACUGUGAAAUGAUAUGCCAUAUUUCCCCAAGAUUUACAUAUGCCAGAAGUAAUUAAUUGGUCAACGAUAUAAUAUAUUAUGAAUUUUCACAUUGCUUCUUUGUAUUCAGAGUUACAAUGGAGUCCGCUUAAAUGGAACACGACUAAUCUGAAAACAGCGGUGAAGUGAAAGAAAAUACAAUCCCAGAUUUUUUUUCUAUUUGAGCUGUAUAUUUCUAAACUGAAAACCCGGUUGAACCAAAUAAAAUCCACUGGUUGCACUGAUUUAGGUUUAAGUAGAUUCCUUUGUAUACAUUAUAUAUUUUCUAUCCAAAUAUGGAAUUAUUAGUAUGUUUGCUGUGUCUUGUUCUGCUAAUCACGGUGGUAUAUCUUUAUUAAAAAAAAAGUGGAUUAUUUUAUUUUUUAUUCCCUAGCAGCUGUAGGUGCCCUACAGUUUUAUUGUGUCUUAUCUCCAAGUUAAUGGCAGUCAGCGAGUAGGGGAGGGAGGUGGAUGUGGUCUCCACAACAGAAAAAAUUUUCUUGUGUUGUUGGAGUAAAUGUGUAAUAGGUUUUGUACAUCUGAUGAAUUGAUUUGUAAGAAGUAAUACUUUUAUAUUAUAUUUACUUUAAAUGCAGUGUAUGAGAUUUGAUUGUGUUAUUGUAUGACGAGACAAAUAAAAAGAACACAGUUGUUA
Molecule: messenger RNA, 4157 nt
Organism: Aplysia californica (California sea hare)
Lineage: Eukaryota; Metazoa; Mollusca; Gastropoda; Aplysiida; Aplysiidae
Product: CWF19-like protein 2
Exons: 18
Coding region: 139-3009 (956 amino acids)
Biological process (GO): mRNA splicing, via spliceosome
Cellular component (GO): post-mRNA release spliceosomal complex
Source: RefSeq, a predicted model, not a curated record